CUCGCGCGGCCGCGCAUGCGCAAGGGCUCCCUUUCCUUUCUCCCUUGUGGUGGUGAGGUGCCAGUCGGGAAGGAGCGGCGGAGAGAUGAGAUGGCGGCCGAGGCGGAGGCGGAGACCGAGGUGGAGUGGGUGGUAGAUAGCAUCGCCGGCUUCCUCCGGAGCCCCGCCUGGUCCAGCCCCAUCCUGGAGUUCGUGGAGCAGAAGUGCGAGGUUUUUGAUGACGAAGAAGAAAGCAAGUUGUCUUACACUGAGAUUCAUCAGGAAUAUAAAGCUUUGGUCGAAAAGCUGUUAGAGAGUUACCUUAAAGAAGUUGGAAUUAAUGAAGACAAGUUCCAGGAAGCUUGCAUGUCUCCUCUUGCCAAGACUCGUACCUCACCGGCCAUUUUGCAACCAGUACUGGCUGCAGAAGACUUCAGAUUGUUUAAAGAGAUGAUGGUCCAGAAAAACAUUGAAAUGCAAUUGCAAGCCAUUAGGAUAAUCCAAGAAAGAAAUGGGGUUCUGCCUGACUGUCUGACUGAUGGAUCUGAUGUAUACACUGAAGUUGAAGAAGAAGAAAUGAAAAUACUCAGGGAGGUUCUUAGGAAGUCUAAGGAAGAAUAUGACUUAGAGCAAGAAAGGAAAAAAAGUAAAGAGCCACAAGAUAAGCUGAAAUCAUCUGAUGGUGCACACACAUCUCCAGGACACCUGAGCGAAAGUGCAAGACCUAAAGAAGCUGCUGGCCCCACUACAAAACCAUCAUCAGGUACAGAAACAAAACAUAAAGAUCCAUCAGCCCAGCCAGGGUCUACAAAAACGAAAGAAGAUCGGGGCAAGAAAGCCGUGGGGAAUAGUUCAGAAUCUAUAGCAAAGCAGGCCAGCGUUGAAGGACGUAAAUUAUCAGAACUUGGAGCACAGGAGCUCAGGGAGCGUGAAGAUUACCUGAAGCAGAAACGAGACGCACUGAUGGCUUUGAAGAAGGAGUCAAAAAAUAAUAAUGCACUACCGAAGAAUACAGAACAGAAAGAAGAGCUCUUACCUGCUCGAGAGACCAAAGAUGAUGAAAUGAAGGGAAUGUCACCAGAAGAGGAACAAAGUUUGUUAAAGAAGAGAAUCCUGGCAGCAAAACUUAAAGAAGAAGUGAUCAAUAAGCGAUAGUUCAGCAAAGAGGCUUCUAAGAAGAGUUGGCAAUACCAAUUAUAUUUACUGUAUAUUUAACCAUGAACUGAAUUCUUUGCUCACAAUCACUCCUCCAUAUUUACUUGUUUUUAUAUGUUACAGACAUGCUAAUUUGGUUUAUUUUAAAAAAUAGACUGAAAAGAAACAAUUUAGUUUUAGAAGGAUCCAGUUUUGGGUUUUUUGUUGUCAUUUCAGGUGUGGAGCCCCUGAUGGCGCAGUGGGUUAAACUGCUGACCUCUUGAGCUUGUUGACCGAAAGGUCACAGGUUUGAAUCCGGGGAGCGGCGUGAGCUUCCGCUGUUCGCCCCAGAUUCGGCCAACCUAGCAAUUCGAAAACAUUGGAGGUGUCUACGGACAACGCCAUCUCUUCAGCUUAGAAAUGGAGAUCACCAACCCCAGAGUCGGACACGACGGCACUUAAUGUCAGGGGAAAACCUUUACCUUUACCUUCAGAUGUGUAUUGAUGGACGAUACUGUGGUACUUUUGCUUGGUGUAAUACUACUCAUUUUUUUAAUGUUUGUGUCAGAAAUACUAUCAUUAUUUACAGUUCCCCAUUAAAAUGGCUCCUUUUAAAUUUAA
Anolis sagrei ordinatus is the source of this 1734-nucleotide messenger RNA. It is a transcript of the gene CFAP36, whose product is annotated as cilia and flagella associated protein 36. The record is from RefSeq and is a predicted model, not a curated record. NCBI's taxonomy places the organism in Eukaryota, Metazoa, Chordata, Lepidosauria, Squamata, Anolidae. Gene Ontology annotation, cellular component: axoneme; ciliary base.